UAUAAUAAGUCUUCUCCACAGCAAAAGUCCAACUUCAAGCGUUCCAAUUCCUUUCUGCAACCCAAAAUGGAAUCUGAAGGCGUUUCACACCCAAAAAGGGGCAAACCCACAAAUCCUGUUUAUUUUCCAUCCAUUUUAAGCAAAGAUUCAGUCUUGUCAAUGCCAAACCUUCCUGCAGAACUCAUCACUGAAAUCUUGUUAAACCUUCCUGUGAAAUCCCUCUUGAAAUUCAGGUCUGUUUCUAAAUCUUGGCUUGAAUUAAUCUCUAGCAAUGAAUUUGUGAAGACCCAUCUCUUAUUAUCAGCUAGCAACAAGAACUACACCCACCAUGGACUUAUGUUUAAGGUUGCUAGUACAUCUGUCCAAGGUGUCAAGGACUGUUCUCUCAGCUGUUUACUUUACGAUUCUAUAGCUGAGGCAUAUGACUUGGAUUAUCCAGUGGCUCAACAGCAAGUUCAGGAGCACAAGUCCAACAGUUAUCCCCUAUAAGUAUGACUAGAAAGCAAUUCAACAACAGUCAGACAAGAGAACUUAGAAGACGGGUUGAGUAUGCAUCGCUGAUUAAUGAAGUGUUUUAUCUCUUUCCAGAGCAUAAAACAGAGAUAACUGGGGUAUGUAUGGGACUGCCAAAAAGGAAAAACAUAGAAACAUUGCUGGUUUUAUGUAAAGACAGACACUUGGUU
Messenger RNA from Lycium ferocissimum, 683 nucleotides. RefSeq names its product F-box/kelch-repeat protein At3g23880-like. Gene Ontology annotation, molecular function: protein binding. The coding region runs from base 67 to 489 and encodes 140 amino acids. The transcript is spliced from 2 exons. The record is from RefSeq and is a predicted model, not a curated record. NCBI's taxonomy places the organism in Eukaryota, Viridiplantae, Streptophyta, Magnoliopsida, Solanales, Solanaceae.